Aedes albopictus (Asian tiger mosquito) is the source of this 6286-nucleotide messenger RNA. RefSeq names its product kinesin-like protein KIF21A (gene Klp31E). Gene Ontology annotation, molecular function: ATP binding; microtubule motor activity; microtubule binding. Lineage: Eukaryota; Metazoa; Arthropoda; Insecta; Diptera; Culicidae. Gene Ontology annotation, cellular component: microtubule associated complex. The record is from RefSeq and is a predicted model, not a curated record. Gene Ontology annotation, biological process: microtubule-based movement; mitotic spindle organization; spindle elongation. Bases 729 to 5573 code for a protein of 1614 amino acids. The transcript has 16 exons.
UUUUUGCUUCGGUUUUCUUCUGUUGGUUGGUGACCUCUCGAGACAUACGUAGCAGCAGCAGCAGCGCACUGUUGGAGUAAAAAUUGAUUUUUGUUUUUGCGGGUUUCAACUUGGCGGACGGUGGAAACAAAUUACCCUGCAUCAAAUUACAGCUUCAAUUUCAAGUGUAAUCAAAUUGUAUGAAAACCAAUUCAAAUUUAUUCUCUGCCUCCGAGUGUGAAUUUUCAUGUAAUAAAAAGUGUUCGUGAACAACAGCAGUUAAAAUUGAGCGAUUUUACCGAAAUUCGAGUUUUCUGUGCUCCCCAAAUACAAUGGCGAAAUAAAUCAGCCGGAAGCCGAAUUGGUAGUGUGAAUUUGUGAAUGAUUCUGGAAACGGCGUCCGUCAUUAUCGUUCAUCUCCUGGCGAUUGGAUUAUUAAAAGUGCCGUGUCGUGAAAUCAUUAAUAACUCCGGAUUAGCAUAAAAAUUGGAACGCAAAACAACCCGUCAUCCAAAUCAGCUAGCGGCAGGCACCGAGUGUUGUAAGGGAGGCGAAAGAGAAAUCCAUCAGAUUUGUGUGCCGCAUGUGAAAGAGGAUAUUAAAAGUGUGUGAAUUGUGGUGUUGUUUGGUGACUAUUGUUCUAAUCCGGGAAAUACCGACGGAUGAAUAAAUUUCUCUUUCUCGGGCGGCAAGCAUAGAGCACAUAGCACGGCGGAUACGAAGAGUGUACCUUCACCAAAGGUGGCAAGAUGUCAGACGACGAUAAGGAAUCCUCGGUUCGGGUUGCCGUCAGAAUCCGGCCACAGAUACCGCGCGAGCUGAUAGACAUGUGCCGGGUGUGCACCCAGGUCACACCCGGUGAACCCCAGGUCUACCUGGGCUCCGAUAAGGCCUUCACCUUCGAUUAUGUGUUCGACGUAAACGCAACACAGGUUUCCGUAUACGCCAGCUGUGUCGAGAAAUUGGUGGAAGGCGCACUGAAAGGUUACAAUGCAACGGUGCUGGCCUACGGACAGACUGGUUCGGGCAAAACCUACACAAUGGGAACCGGCUUCGAGCGGGAGAUUCCGGAACUGCAAGAGGGUAUAAUCCCACGUGCCGUUCGGCAUCUCUUCGAGGGCAUUGCACAGCUGCAGGAAAGUCCCUACGACGAGGACGGGGUCUAUCUGGGAUCGUUGCAGUUCAGCGUGGCGGCACAGUUUAUGGAACUGUACAACGAGGAAAUCAUCGACCUGCUCGAUCCCUACAGUAAGGGCCGCCUUUUCAAAAUCCACGAGGACGCCAGUGGGGGUAUAUCGGUAGCCGGUGCUACCAUCCAGCCCCUCACCGGACCACAAGAUGCGCUUCGGUGUCUACAGCAGGGUGCACUGGCCCGGACAACCGCCUCCACCCAGAUGAACGAACAAUCGUCCCGCAGUCAUGCUCUCUUCACAAUCCUCAUCCGACGGCAGCGGGUAAUGAGUGCCGAGGAAAGUGGCAACCCGGAAGGGGACCUGGAAACGCUCACAUCCAAAUUUCACUUUGUGGACUUGGCCGGUUCGGAGCGGCUCAAACGAACCGGCGCUACCGGAGAAAGAGCCCGCGAAGGAAUCUCAAUCAACUGUGGCCUGCUGGCGCUCGGUAAUGUGAUAUCCGCCCUCGGUGACCAAUCCAAAAAGGUCUCGCAUGUUCCCUAUCGGGACUCUAAACUAACGCGACUACUGCAGGAUUCGUUGGGAGGAAACAGCCAAACGAUCAUGAUUGCCUGUGUGUCGCCGAGCGAUCGUGACUUCAUGGAGACGCUCAACACGCUCAAGUACGCCAACCGGGCGCGCAACAUCAAAAACAAAGUACAAAUCAAUCAGGACCAGAGUUCGCGUACGAUCUCACAGCUGAGGCGUGAAAUUGCUGCGCUACAGCUGGAGCUGGUUGAGUACAAGCAGGGCAAACGCAGUGUCGACGCCGAAGGCAAUGCCGCCAUCUCCGACACCUACCUGGAGAACGCCAUGCUUAUGCAGGACAACAAGCGCCUGCAGCAGCGUCUCAAAGCCAUGCAGGAAACCAUCAACACCCUCACGGAUAAGAAUGCCACUCUGCAGGCGCAGCAAGCCCUGUUCGGGUGGUCCUCGGGCAGCACCGGCGAGGGAAGCGUCGAUCAGGGUGAAGAUGGUGGUGGUGGCGGCGGUGAAAGCGCACUGCAGCAGCUGGUCGCUGGUUACAUUAGUGAGAUUGAGAAGCUGAAAGCGAAGCUGAUCGAGUCCGAGCAGAUGUUCCAGCAACUGAAGAAGGCUCAGAUCAAUACCUCGAAGCUGGCACUGAAGAGUAACUACUCGUUCAUUGAGGACUCGACGGAAACUGUUAUCAAUAUGGCUAAGCGGGAGCUUGAGAAGGAGCGGGAAUUGUUGAUGUCCCGAUCGUUGCCUGGGUUGGAGAAUGACAGCAGUAACCAAAGUUUGGAGGAUGGAUCGGAUUCCGAUUCGGAUACGGAGUCGGACGAUAAAACCGGGGAGUUGCAAGCGGAGAUCAACGACAUCAGUUCGGAUAUUGAGAUAAAAUCGAAGUUGAUUGAACAGUUGGAGCUUUCACAACAGCGUAUGCAGGUCAUGCGACAGCAAUAUGAAGACAAGUUGCAUGUGCUGAAUGCGAAGAUUGUCAAUACGCAGAAGGAGCGUGAUCAGGUGCUGGCGAAUAUGAGUGGAUCGGGAAUAGUGGUAGGAAGCGCACAAAAUGACAGGAUAAGAAAGGUGAAGGAAGAGUACGAGCGGAAGUUGUCGGAGAUGCAGAAGGAGUUGAAAAAGUUGCAGAUGGCACAAAGAGAGCACAUGAGACAGCAGCGGGAACUUCAGGCACAAGAUGCACAGCUGAAGACGCUGCGUGGAGAAUUGAGCGAGCUGAAGCAAAUUAAGAUUCGACUGAUGAAGAAGAUACACGAAGAGAACAAUAGGCACAAGGAGUUGGAGAGCAGGAAGACUCGCGAAAUUGCACAACUGAGAAAGGAGAGCAGAAAGCAAGUCAAUAUGAUCAAAUCACUUCAAGCUCAGGGAGCGGCGAAGGAUCAAGUUUUAAAGAGAAAAACGGAAGAAGUUUCCAACUUGAGGAAGACCCAGCGUGGAAUGAUGAGUAUGAAGGCAGCUGGACGAUUCCCGGUUAAGAAAUCAGUUGCCGCACAAAAUACGAAGAAUCUCAAAGCCAAAUGGGAUUCUCUGCAAAGAACUAUAACCAGAGCGGCGAGAAGCAGACAGGCAGUGCUGGAACUGGAACGAGAACUAGAACGGUUAUUGCAGGAACGGGAUGGUUUGAGCCGUGAUCUGUCGAAUAUCCGCACUAGACAGCGACAUUCGGAUACGGCAGAACUGAUAUCCGAAGAAGAUACGAUAAUGGCUAACAUGAACUACAUUCAGGAGAACAUCACACAGAUUCAGCAUUCCAUAAUGGAACUGGAGGAAGGCAAAGAAUCGGCUGCGGAGCAGCAGCAGCUAUCAAACAUUCUGGAGAACAUUCGUACCGUCGAGGAGGCUAAGUUUAUUCUGGAGAAGUUGUGCGGCACAUCCGUUGCACAGGUUUGCGAUGCUGCUCUGACGCAAACCCGACUAAAGGAACGGGAAGCAUUGCUGAACGAAGUUCAGCAGGACAGCAGCAUACAACAACAGCUGUUGCAGCACAUUCUGGCGAGAACCCCUGCGGCAACAUUAUCCGACACCAGCUUCAGUUCGGGCCAAUCGCACGGGCAUUCGAAUGUGGUGAACACGAUGCUGCAUGCCGCCGCAUUGUCCAACGGAAUCUCAGCCGCCUAUGAGGACCGGUCGGAGGUUACGGAACCCUACGUUAUCAACUCCAUCACUCGAAGUCCGUCGCCUAGUAGCAGUGCGGAAUUCGAUAACGAUAACAUUGUCACCUACAGAAACUCCUCCAAGCUAAGACGAAGACCCACUGUCUCUGCUGGUCAGGAUUCGUUACCGUACGGGGCCGGGCCGGAAGUAUCCGGAUCCCCAACGGCUCCCGGUAGCAAGCUUGAAAAAGUGGGUAUUUGUAUUUAUCUUGAGGAUUCGGCAGAUGACGAUGACACGAUGAAACGUUCUCCGCAGGAUGAGAAUGGUGGUGGCGCGUACAGUGGGAUGACGGGUGGAAUGACCCGUUCCUACACCGCAGCCUCGUCCAGUGACGCACCGCCUCCGCAUCUUCCGGUGGUGCAGAGCAAUAGUACCGCUGCGGUAGCAGGGAGGACCUUCGUUCCGUUGUCACGAGUACCUAGCGCACCAGGGUCCUUGAAAGGCCUCCAACCAGUGCCAAAUAUAUCGCGCCAAAACAGUACCGCAUCGCCCCUGUUGGCUCGGAAGUCGUUCGAACCGAGCACGGUUGCGCCGCCUUCGCCACGAAUUUCGAGGAGACCGUUCCCCAGCAAAGCUUCGCCGGGCAUUGAGGAUUCCAACGAUGUUCCUACUUCGCCACCGGUGUACCGGCGGGGAACCUCACGGGAGGACACCGGAGGGGACGUGUUUUCGCGACUGGGCGCCGGCACGCAGGAUCCUUCGCCCGGUGGCCACAUCAAGGAGUACAUGGGAAAGUUGAAGGCUGGUUCUCCACUGAUCUGUACUCACAUCGUCGAAGGCCACAGCAAUUCCGUUCUGUCCAUCAAGGUGUCCAAUCAGACGCUCUUCACAGCGGCGGCUGAUCGUACCGUCAAAGUGUGGGACCUGCGCAGCGGUUCGACGCCCCACUGCUUAACGGGCCACCUGGGACCAGUCGCUGCGGUCGAGUGCGACCCAACAAACAAUCUUCUCUUUUCCGCAUCGGGGGCCUUCAUGAAAGUUUGGGACCUCAGGGAUAGUAACAUCCGGCCAAUCAUAACCUUAUGUUCCUCAGGAUCGGUUCUUCCGGCGAAUGCAUCGCUUUCGGACCUGAUUCCCGGCGAGUGUUCCAUCACGGCGCUCAAACUCGGUGCUUCCGGGAAGCUGUACACCGCAGCGUCGGAUAAAGUCCGUAUAUGGGAUCUGCGGACAUUUUCGUGCCUCGGGAGGCUCUCCGGUGGUCAUCAGGCGGCUGUUAUGUGUCUUACCGCCUGGGAGGGUCCCAACAAUACUGACCUGGUGGCAACCGGUUCCAAAGACCACUACGUCAAGGUGUUCGAGGUCAAUGCCAGCGGCGGUAAUGUCCCGCCGUUGCUCAACCUGGAACCUCCCCAUUACGACGGGGUGCAGGCCCUUGCGGUGGCAAAAGAUGCCACCGGAGUCGACGCGGAGCUGUUUUCCGGGAGUCGAGACUCCGGCAUUAAAAGGUGGGACCUACGCACCGGAGAGCUCAAACAGUCGCUCAACAACGCCCACAAAGGCUGGGUGUCCGGAAUGGCCAUCUAUGGGGACAUUCUGCUGUCUAGCUGUCGUGGUGGCGUUAUUCGCCUAUGGAAUGUUAAAAAUUGUGAUAGCCUAGCCGAGAUGAAGACCGACCAGUCAAUUAACGACAUUGUGACCAGCGACAACCGGGUCUUCACGGCGUCCAAUACCGGUGGAGUUCGAAUUUGGCGUUUGGCUAAUACAGAACUGGAAUCGUUGGGAGCUGGUUCUGUGUCUGGUGGUGGCAGUGGUACUAACUCGGGUGGCAGCAAACUAAAGCGUUAAUUAGAGUUAAUCAAAACAGCAAUCAGCCAUUAUUGGUUAAAACGCCUAUUUUACUAACAAUUACACUAAAUCAAGCGCAAAAGUUACGCAAACGCUACUAAACUUUCAAAAUCUGACACCAUCAACAGAUAAACUAAAAAAACUAGGAGAAGCUUUCUGCUAACAAGGUUUUAAUUCACACUAGAAUAGCUUUCUUCUCGUAGCCGAAGUAGGUUUUCAAACUAGUUAUUUACCUAUGAUACGAAUAAUGCAAUUGGCAUCCCCUGUGAGGGGAUUAAGUCUGAAUAGGAUUUUCAAAAUAUGACCGGCUUUUUUGUUCUGGACGUCAACAGAUUUCGCUUUUCACAUUCAAAACUAGUCGGGUUUUUUUAUGAAUAUGACAGGUAAGCGAUCAAGGAAAGGCUCUCUCAAUGUGCUGGAUAGCUUGUUUCAAUGCAACGUUUCAGGUUUACAAAUCUCGUAGUUUCAAUCGUUUUCUGAUGGCAACAUAUAAAUCAUGAGGUAUACUAAACUGAAAGCACUUGGUCUACCAGACAACUUUGCCGAAGACACUAUCUUUCUAUGUAAUCAGGAUUCCUGAAACUAGCAUAACCUAGUGACGGAAUUCCAAAUCAAAUGACAAAUGAAUCUUCAUCCGUAAAGUCUUGAUCUAUCGAAAACCUUUGUUGAAGACUCAAUUUUUCUAAAUAAUCAAGAUCCUAUGAUAUGAGUUC